Molecule: messenger RNA, 3272 nt
Organism: Marchantia polymorpha subsp. ruderalis
Lineage: Eukaryota; Viridiplantae; Streptophyta; Marchantiopsida; Marchantiales; Marchantiaceae
Source: the annotation of a GenBank genome assembly
AUCCUAGUGUUUACUUUUACUGCCGGCCUUACCAAUCAGGGCAUAAUUAGCUGUCAUCGGGCGUCUCUUCGCAUGCUGCCUUGUACCUUGCCACGAACACGUCAAUGCAGGGGAAGGGACUGCAAGGAUCUCCUAAAAUGGUCAGCUUCUCUUGUGGUACCGUGGUUACUGAUUUUGCCAGUACACAUUGCAGGAGUAAGCGGCCUGACACAUCACUGGAAUGGAAUGAGAAGGGCCCUGCCCAAGAAAGAACGUAGAGGUCGUGCAAAGCCUGCGCGAGCAUGGAGAGGGAGCUUUCGAGAGAGGACAUGGGCGUCCGCAUGCGCACGCGACGUCCGGACUUGGUGCCGAUGGCCGAAGCUUCUUGAGUCUCGACGCAAGUCCUUGGAGGUGUCGCGGCGACGACUUUAACGAUCUCAGGUGUACACCAUCUGAGUUGCGUCGGGUCGUGCUUGAGUGCCCGCUCGGUGAAACUGGAUGUCGCAAGCGAUUGAUUCCAUUCCAUACGAGCCGCGUGAAGGCGAAAUUGAAACUGUCAAGGUAACCGAUCCGGAAGAUCGAUGGCCGGAGUUACCCACAACCGCCCGACCUCCUUCGUGAACAAACCGCGCACAAUGGCCGUCACGGAUACUAUCUAGAACAUUUGGUGCCCCUUCAGAUUGAAGACCGAGAGAGUUGUGGUCAUUUUGGCAGAGCUGUGCGAAGUGCACGAGAAGGUAACGCGCAUCAAUCGAACUCGCCGGGGAUCCAUCCUCCAUCCUUACCUUGCAGGAGGGAGGAGCACGAAAAUAGGCCCUUCUUUCUGAAUCUCCCACGACUAGCCCUAAGAACGCGAGCUCACAUGCCAUGCCGAGUAGCGCCGGGAAAUACACGUAGCAGGUUCUGCCGAUUGAGGUUUCCAUGCGGCAUGGUGCAGCGCUGGCUAGCUCUUGCGCUGAAGGGCGAGAGGAGGUCGCCUUCGAUGAUCGAAGACGAUAGGUCUUGCGGAGGCGCUGCUUGAGGGUUUUUGUUUCGACGACGAAUUCUGCAUCGAAGACGGGCGCUGCACUUCGUGAUCGGCAGCCAUGGCCUCCGGAUCGUACGAAGACAAACCUCAUGUACGUUUCGGGGACGACAAUGGCGAUGACGAGGAGGAGAUUGAUUACACGCAACCCAAGAGCCCGAAGAGCCCGAAGAGCCGGCUCGAUGCGCGGAGAGCUACUCCCGGCGUGUUGCAGCACUUCAAGCCGACAGUUCACCCGAAGAACAUUCCCACUUCGUUCGGGAUUGCUGCCGCAUUUGCUGUACAGAAGGCUCCGAAACCUCCACCUCCAGCAGUUCCACCCGAGGACGAGAUGAAAGAGUUACACAAGAAGUUCAGGAUGAUGACGGCCAGUCAAAGACACUUUCACGCAGAAAGCGAAACUGUUCUUCGAAGACAGCGAGCACUUCUGGAUACACUUUUAUCCGACAACCGGAGUGUACAACAGCAGAUUGACCUCUACUACAACGAGGACGUGCUGGCCGAAAUUGCUCGGUUGAGAGAGAACGUAACGUACAUGACGGCCAAGAUAGAGGUGGAGGCCAAACGUCUGAGUGAGUUGGACCACGUCACCCAGGAGAUGAACACCAGAGAGUGGGAUUCCAGGAAACUCAUGGGUGGAGUUUUUGCACCCAGGGACAAGGAACACCACAAUCAAAUAUAUAUCUGCAUAUUGGAGAAUCGCCUGGAGAAGGCCAUGGGAGAUAUGGAUGCCUGCUGUUAUUACAACAAAUGCCUCCUAGCGGAAAUGCAAGGAUUGAAAACAGAACAUGACAUGUUCGACAUCCUUAGUGCGAAGUUGGACAUAGAGCUUCACCAAAAGAUUGCCCAGAUGGCCGAGUUGGUUGAGGACUGCUAUGCAUUAUACGAGCAAAGAGAUGAUUUUCAGCGCCUCAUUUCUGAGAUCCUUGAAAUGGAGGCAGAAGGGGAGGCGUAUAAACGUUGGCAGCUUUACGGGAGUUGGAUUGGUCUUGAUGGAAGACCACUUGCCGAAACAGCAUUUAAACUAGAUGAGAGACAGCAAAAACGACUGAAGAUGAAGAGGCCCACGCUGCCCUUGACAAACGAAGCUAGCCUGAGGGAAAUAUUUAGCAUUCAAGACGACGAUAACAUGACCAGAUUCGUUUCGAAACCGUAUACCAAGAAGUAUGAAAAAGUCAUCGAAAUCAAGGCUUUUAUGAAGACUCAGGAGGUCUUGGGUUUCGAGACAAAAGACGUAGACCCUGUCCUUCCCGCUCUACUCGCUGCACGGGAGAGACAUGCAGAGCUCUUGAGGAAAGUUCAGGCUCUGAAUGCGGAAAUCGAGUCAGCUGCAGCAGCAAGACUGGGUUCAUUUAUGGAUAGUGACGACGAGGAGGAAGACAAUCAGUAUGAUGACAUGUUCGCUCAAUUUUCCGAGAACGACUUUUUAAGGCUCAUUAGGGAACUCAAGCGCCAAAUUUACACAGUGUUCAAAGACGCUGGCCUUUCAACUUUCGACGAAGGUUUAGAGACAGCAAUUAUGGAUGGAACUGUUCACGACGACUCUUUGGAAUUCGCCAUCACCAAGUUGUUCAGCAAGACUGAGAAUUUCAUCGAGGAAAUAUCAGAACCAGCUGGCUUGAACGAAACCAGCUUACAGAGAAUAUUGAGGGAGAGUAUACAAAUGACUGCCAGUUUAAGGGUGAUGAGUUAGUCUCGCGGUUUCAAGGUCCGUGUACAAGAGGUGUGAUCGGCUGUUCCAGGAAUUGGUCGCUGGUUGCCCUCACAGUUCAGCAGUUCGCCUGUCGAGAAAAGAGUAUCUCGGAUGGUUUGCAACCUUGAGUUUCGUCAACUGCUGUGCAGAUAGAACAAUCGGCUGUAUAUACACACCCUGCACUACUUCCUGGCAUUCUUUUCCGCUCUUCAAGUGAGUAAAGACCUGGUGGGUAGAAAUUGAGAAAGGACCGUGCAUGUGAUCUUGCUCGGAAUGUAACAAACACGAAGAGCCUGUGUUUGGGUCAACAUAAAUGUAGACAGCCCCUCGAAGCUGAAAGGAAAGACAUGUGAUACACAAGGCUCGGUGAAAAUCACAUCGGCUUUGUCUUUCUACAAUGUAAAGGCAUAGAAUAGAGCACCUGCUUCGAGUAGUCGCAGAAAUCAACGAGGCUCAUCCAUAGAGUGACAAUGACAGCGACUUUACAUGCCUAUGUGAUCCUCUAUACAUUGUUGUAAAGUAAUUGAAACAUUUUCUAAUAUACAUAGAGCUUGAUCGCUUCAUAAAUUUUGUUCC